AUGUCCGACCACAAGUCGCGUCAGUCGUCCGGCGGCAAGUCGUUCUUUUCGAGGCGCAAGAACAAGGACGAGGUGCCCGAGACGCCCGGCCUGCCGUCCAACCUCAGCGCUGGCUCCUCGCGCCACCAGCACCGCUCCUCCGUCAACUCGCUGAACGGUUCGCCGAACAACCGGCCCAUCUCCUACUUACCCGAGCAUCUCCAAACCGCUGGCGUGUUGACCAGCAUACCGUAUGACAGCGUCCCUCCAGACGGCCGUUCUCCCAUCUCCGUCGACUUCCUGCCCAAAGACCAAAGUGCUGCCCAAGCCGCCGCCCGCCGUGAACCGCUCCCGCACCAUUUGAACAAGGGCGGCGCCGACUUCCACCAGUAUCCCAUCUUUAAUCCCUCGGCCCCACCACCGCCUGGGGUGGCGGUUGCCCCCCCGCGGCCUCCUCCGCAUGCUCAAGGUACCGCCAUGGCGUCCAGCCAACCCGGUGAUAGAGGCGUGUCUAUACAGCAGUGGGGGUCGGGUCGCCCGAGCACGAGUUCCGGGCGACCUUAUUCUCCCAUCACUCACGGAUCAUCGUACGCCGCCACCGAGGCUUCCUACAACACCCGCGCCUCGUCCGACCAAGCCAGCGUAUACUCGAACCACUCCGGCCACCGGGACACAAAGAUGAGCAUGGGGGGAGACCGCGGGUUUGCCUCCCUUGAUGCAGGCCAACACACCCUGUUCCCUGCCCCCAGGAUGCCGGCUCCCGGGAAUGCCGCCUCGUUUGACCCUGCUGGAUUCCAUUUACAAAGACCCAACGACGACCGGGAAAUCGAGUUCGAGUUCAUGGCUCUCAUGCAAAAACGUGGUUGGAACAGCUUGCCCGAGCAGGCAAGGCGGCAGAUGGAGGCGUAUCCGAUUUCCAAGAAGUGGACAUUGGUGCAUCAAGACCGGCUGGCAGAAUGGCAGGGCGAGCAAAGAAGAAGACAAAAUGCCAGGCAAACACAAUUCAGCGUUGAUGGGUCGGGGAUCCUUGGCCGCGCUGAUGAGGAGGGCAGUCCGGAAUGGUACGUGCGGAAGGUGUUGGACAACUCGAUCACUGCCAAGCAGCUGCAAUCUCUGAGCGUCAGUUUGAGAACACAGCCAAUUGGAUGGGUCAAGGCAUUCGUCGAGGCGCAGGGUCAAAUUGCGCUCACAAAUGUUUUGAACAAGAUCAACCGGAGACAAGGAGGCCCAACACCACCGUCAGGAUCGUCAAGCACACAGGACAAGGAUCUCGACCGCGAGUACGACAUCGUAAAGUGUUUGAAGGCUUUGAUGAACAACAAAUACGGCGCCGACAACGCCUUGUCCUACCCUCAGAUCGUCACUUCUCUCGCCAGCUCGCUCGUUUCUCCCAGGUUGAACACCCGGAAGCUCGUCAGCGAAGUCCUUACAUUCUUGUGCCACUGGGCGAACGGCCAGGGUCAUGAGAAGGUCUUGCAAGCGUUGGAUCAGCUGAAGGCGGCGCAAGGCGAAAAUGGACGGUUCGACGCUUGGAUGCGUAUAGUGGAGGUUACUGUCGAUGGCCGCGGAAAGAUGGGUAGUUUGGUCGGAGCCAGCGACGAGGUCAGAAGUGGAGGUAUUGGCUUCGAGAACCUGCUCAUGGAAUAUGCCGUGGCCUCGCUGUUCCUCGUCAACAUGAUUGUGGACGCCCCAGAGAGGGACCUGCAGCUGCGUGUGCAUCUGCGUGCGCAGUUCACAGCAUGCGGCAUCAAGCGUAUCUUGAACAAGAUGGAGGGUUUCCAGUACGAUGUCAUUGACAAGCAGAUCGAGCGGUACCGGACGAACGAAGCUAUCGACUAUGAAGAUCUGCUGGAGAGGGAGAAUAGUAGUAUGGUGGACAGUAUCGAGGGAGAGGUCAAGGACAUGAACGACCCAAGCCAGAUCGUGGACGCCAUCCAAAACAAGAUUCACGGCACGAGAGCACAAGACUACUUCGUCUCUGCUAUGCAGCAUUUUCUGCUCAUCCGGGACAAUGAGGGAGAGGAUAGGCUCCGGUUAUUCCAGCUUGUCGACUCCAUGCUCAGCUACGUUGCCAUGGAUCGCCGCUUGCCCGACAUGGAUCUCAAGCAAAGCUUAAACUUUACGGUGCAGAGUCUGCUGGACAAGCUUUACACGGAUUCCGAGGCACGCCAGGUUCGAGAUGAGGCAAUCGAGGCAAGGCAGAUUGCCGAUGCUGCAGUUGCGGAACGUGAUGAGCUGCGUGCACAACUCGAGCUGGGCGCAGACGGCCUGGUAGGCAAGCUGCAAAAGCAACUGGAGGAGCAGAGUGCUCUAUUAGAGCUCCGGGGAAGACAGAUCAAGCAGCUCAAGGCUGAACUGUCGGAUCUGCAGACCGUGCGUGCCAAGGAACUUCAGCGGAACGAGCUCGAGACGAGAGAGCUGUACCUCAUGCUACGCGAUGCUCAGGAUGUUGCGGCUUCUGCCGCUGCAAAGAAGGGUAAGGAUGGCCAGCUUGGUCAGACUGAUCCCGCUCUCAUGCAAGGCAUCCUUGAUCGCGAGAAGCUCCUGGACAAGUUGGAGAUGCAACUCGAGCGCUCCAAGACUCAGGCGAAACUCGAGGGUAAGGUCUGGCAGGCGGUCGAGCCCGAAGACAAGCUGCGUGAGCUUCGCGAGAAGAUGGACGGCAUGGACGAGGAACGCAACCAGCAAGAUUUCGCUCGCGCCGAUUACACCAACAGUUUCCUCGGAUCCGUCAACCGGAAGCCCGUACCCAAGAGGGCUGGAGACGAUGAUACGGAUGCGGAUGAUGAGGACAUGAUUGUCGAGAAGCCGCGCCUGGUUGAGCUCAGGCGUCCAAAGAUGUCCUCGGUCCAGAAGGGCGCUCUUCUUGGAGAGAUCGCCUCAAAGGUCAAGCGACAGGAUAGCAGCGGCGACGAGGCAGAUGUCGAAGAGCCUGGUGCGGAAUCCGAGACGACCGAGAAGCCUGAAGACGGCGAAGGAAACUUCAAUGGCCCUCCGCCGCCCCCUCCGCCACCAAUGCCCGGCAUGGAUGGCGCCCCGGGUAUGCCUGGAUUUGCAGGUGGUCCGCCUCCGCCUCCGCCGCCGAUGCCCGGAUUCGCAGGUGGCCCGCCGCCGCCUCCGCCGCCAAUGCCUGGGUUUGCAGGUGGCGCCCCUCCCCCUCCGCCGCCGAUGCCCGGAUUCGCAGGUGGUGCACCUCCACCCCCGCCGAUGCCUGGAUUUGCUGGUGGUGCCCCUCCCCCGCCGCCGAUGCCAGGAAUGGGCGGUCCUCCCCCGCCGCCUCCCCCGCCGGGAGCGCCGCCGCUUCCCGGCGGUCGCCGCGGACCUGGAUUCUUGCCUCAGCCUGGCUACGCUCCGCAAAAGGUCGGUCUUGCCGUUGCUAGGCCCAAGAAGAAGCUCAAGGCGCUGCAUUGGGAGAAGGUCGACACUCCCCAGGUUACCAUGUGGGCGUCACACACUCCCACCCACGAAGCCAAGGAAGAGAAGUACCGCGAACUCUCCAAGAGGGGUGUGCUUGAUGAAGUCGAGAAGCUGUUCUUGGCCAAGGAGAUCAAGCAGAUCGCGAAGAAGCAGUCCGCCAAGAAUGACAAGAAGCAGCUGAUCUCGAACGACCUGGUGAAGGGCUUCCACGUGGCAUUCGCCAAGUUCAAUCAACUCUCCGCCGACGAGCUUGUUCGCAUGAUUAUUCACUGCGACAAGCCCAUCCUCGAGAACGACGUCGUCAUAGAAUUCUUGCAGAGGAAUGAGCUUUGCGUAAUUCCUGAGCAAGUUGCGAAGUCAAUGGCUGCGUAUGCUAAGGAUUGGACUGGACCCGAUGCUGCCAACGCCACGCGUGAAUUGGAUCCGAACGACCUUACCAGGGAAGAUCAGAUCUAUCUGUACACUGCCUACGAACUGCACCACUACUGGAAGGCGCGUAUGCGGGCCCUUGAGCUUACGAGGACGUACGAGAGCGAAUACACCGACAUUUUCAACAAGCUUCAAGAGGUUGUCAAGGUCUCCGACUCCCUGCGCGAUUCCGUCUCAUUGAUGAACGUUCUCGGCCUGAUUCUGGAUAUUGGCAACUACAUGAACGACGCAAACAAGCAAGCCACCGGUUUCAAGCUGUCCUCGCUCGCUCGUCUUGGCAUGGUCAAGGAUGACAAGAAUGAGUCUACUUUUGCCGAUCUCGUGGAGCGUAUCGUGCGCACCCAGUACCCCGAGUGGGAAGGUUUCGUAGAUGAAAUCACUGGCGUCAUUCCUGCGCAGAAGAUCAAUGUCGAGCAACUCAGCACCGAUGCGAAGAAGUACAUCGACAACAUCAAGAACGUACAAGCCAGCAUUGAUAAUGGUAACUUGAGUGACCCCAAGAAGUUCCAUCCUGAGGAUCGUGUCAGCAUCAUUGUUCAGCGCAUCAUGAAGGACGCCCGCCGCAAGGCUGAAGCGAUGGCAGACUACUUGGAGGACAUGAAGAAGACGUAUAACGACAUUUUGACGUUUUAUGGUGAAGACCCGACGGAUGAGAACGCACGGAGAGACUUCUUCGCCAAGCUGGCCGUCUUUGUUAAUGAGUGGAAGAAAUCCAAGGAGAAGAACGUCAGAUGGGAGGAGAACCGCCGCCGGAACGAGGAGUCGAUGCGCCGCAAGGCUGCGCAAGCCGCGCCGCGCUCGCCAACGAUGGACGGCCCGCUACUCAGUCCUGCAUCGACGGGCGCCAUGGACACGCUGCUGGAGAAGUUGCGUGCUGCCGCACCGCAGGCUCGCGAUCAGCGCGAUCGUCGCCGCCGCGCCCGUCUCAAGGAUCGUCAUCAGGUCCGCGUGGCCAGUGGCCAGAAGGCCCCCGAUGUAUCGGGAUUGUCAGCCGACGAAGAUGGCGGCAAUGUGGGCAACGGUCUUCUCAGUCCAAACAGCAUUGCUUCGGGCGAAACCAGUGGCGAUCCCAGCGCCGAGGGCGAAGAGAAGGGAAAGAAGGAUGGCGGCAACAGCGAAGGCGAGGACAUUGCUGACCGCGCGGCCGUCAUGUUGCAAGGUCUUCGGGGUGACGAAGUUUCCGAAACACCUGGUAGGGAAGACAGCAUCCGGGUCCGGCGGAGGAGAGAAAAUGCCGGUACCGAGCGGGAUGCAAGGAGAAGAAGACGCGCCCGUCAAGGUGGUAGCACCGUUGACGAAUCCAUCAAAGAGGAACCGAGCACCGGUACCGGCGACGGUGAGAACGGGACGGAUUCGCGCCCGGGCACCGGACACUCAAGACCAGGGACUGCACACACGGAGGCAACAACGACGGAUUCGGUGGCCGACUCGGAGCAAACGAAGCCGGAGACAGAGCCUGAUACAGACGGGGACAGGACUUUGCUACCUAGCCCACCGCCAGAGAAAGACGACGAUGAGCCAAUGCCGGAUGCCGAUGCGGACGAUGAGACGGACGCGCCGAAGGCGGACGAAGUAGUUGAAGCUGAGGACGAGGCGGAAAAGGACAACGACCGGCCGGAGUCGCCGCUCCCGACGCCAGUGACCAUUGUCAGCCCGCCCAGCCCGGGCAAGGAGAAGGAUGAGACAAUGGCGGUAUCGAAGGACGAGGAAUAA
This is a messenger RNA of Diplodia corticola, 5538 nucleotides long. RefSeq names its product cytokinesis protein sepa. The record is from RefSeq and is a predicted model, not a curated record. Gene Ontology annotation, cellular component: cell division site; mating projection tip. Gene Ontology annotation, molecular function: small GTPase binding; actin binding. Gene Ontology annotation, biological process: mitotic actomyosin contractile ring assembly; actin filament bundle assembly; barbed-end actin filament capping. Bases 1 to 5538 code for a protein of 1845 amino acids. Lineage: Eukaryota; Fungi; Ascomycota; Dothideomycetes; Botryosphaeriales; Botryosphaeriaceae. The transcript has 2 exons.